AUGGAUAAUACAACACACCGCACAAGUUAUCUUACCGGCGGGAAUCGUCGUGGGAGUUAUGCGUCCGGCGGAUCCUUCGAUGCGGGCGUGACGUCCACAACUGCAGUCGCGACGGGCGUGGGGGCCGAAGACGAAGACCGCGAGGCGGUGGUGGAGCGCAUUCUGAAGGGCACCGAUCCCUCCGUGAUGUCCACACCGGUGUACUUUGAUUACAAGAGAGAUGCGCGGGUGUACCGCUUCUUUCCCAGUGUGGGCCAAACCGCAAAGCACCUCGUCAUGGACGGCAGUACUGUACGCAAGGACGAUCCAGAGGCACUGCAACAGGCGGAGGAUAGACAACGCCGUGAGCAAGAAACAGAGCUCGCCGCACGCGCAGAGUUAAAUCCAGAUUUGGUGGAUGAAGGUGUCUCAACAAGUAUUCUUAAAAAUCAGUUUAACUACAGAGAACGCGGCAGUCAAACGAUGAACAAUCCGAUAAAGGAACAAUGUGUUGUAACAGAUCCACCACCAUCAAUGAAUUUCAGCGCCAUGGCAACUGCAUGGGAAAUCUAUGAUGCUUAUGAAGAGGAUCGUAUUCAAAAUGAAAAGGCUGCAGCAGCGCAGAAAAAGGCAGCUACCCAUCGCAGUAAUAAAGAAGAUGAAAAACAUAUUCCUAUUGUUGAGGAAUCCAAUGAUAUUAAAACUCCAGAGGAAGUUUUAACUUCAACUGGGUUUCGUCAUGCUCUUAAAAUUGUUGAGAGGAUGGUUAACCAAAAUGAUUGCUAUGAUAUCAUUGAAGACUUUAAAUACUGGGAAGAUGAGAGUGAUAUGUAUAAGGAAGAUGGAAAUCUUCUUCCAUUAUGGCAAUUUUUUACGAAUAAAGUGAAGCAUCGUGCUGUCACUAGUAUUGCCUUGAAUAAUCGCUAUAUGGAUUUAUUUGCCGUUGGUUAUGGAAGCUAUGAUUUCCAACGGCAAGGGAAAGGUGCCGUUCACUGUUUUUCUCUUAAAAAUUCAGUACCAACUCUACCUGGAAACCCAAUGCCAGCACAUCCAGAGAUAUCUUUUAAUGUGGAAAGUGGAGUUAUGUGUCUUGCUUUUCAUCCUGAAGAAACUGCUUUACUUGCUUGUGGUUUAUAUGAUGGAUCUGUUUGCGUAUUUGAUUUACGUAUGCAAGGUAAAGAUGGAAAAGAAAGUACAAAACCAAUUUGUCAGGCAGAUGUGCGCUCUGGUAAACACACCGAUCCUGUUUGGGAGAUUCAUUGGUGUCGUCGCACUAUAGAUCUCCAGUUUUAUUCCAUCAGUACUGAUGGACGUAUUACCAGUUGGUCUGUACACAAAAAAGAAUUGAUAUUUAAAGAUGUUAUGACUAUCACAACAGGGGCAUGUCCUUCUGACCCUGAAGCAAUGCUGCUUAGUAGAUUAAGUGGUACUUGCUUUGAUUUCUCUGCCACAUACGAUAGCCUCUUUAUUGUUGGUACGCAAGAGGGAUCUGUUAUGUUGUGCAGUAAAGGAUAUAAUGGACAAUGUCUGGAGCGUUAUGAUGGACAUACAAUGCCAGUGUAUACGUGUCGAUGGAAUCCCUUCCAUCCAGAUGUAUUUCUUACUUGUUCCGCUGAUUGGACCGUGAAGUUGUGGCUGAAGAGUUCUACACAACCAUUAUUGACAUUUGAUGUGGGUGAUUGUGUGGGGGACAUUGCAUGGGCACCAUACAGCUCUACUGUCUUCGCAGCCGUUACCUCAAAUGGAAAAGUUUUUGUGUUUGAUUUAAAUAAAAACAAACGGGAACCAUUGUGUACACAGACUGUUGUGAAAAACGCGAAACUUACCCAUGUUGUAUUCCACAAACAAGAUCCUGUCGUGUUGGUAGGCGACUCACGAGGGUCUGUACUUAUAUUGAAAUUAUCACCUAAUUUACGUACGCUGUGUAAACCAAAGAAGGGUGAACCCGAUGACCCGAAGAGUCUUCGCAAGCUUGAAGUGGACAAACUAAAUCGACUGAUAGAUAUAACCUUAAAGGAUAGAGUACUACUGGGGCAGUCGUAA
Messenger RNA from Trypanosoma theileri, 2022 nucleotides. RefSeq names its product putative dynein intermediate chain. The transcript has a single exon. Gene Ontology annotation, cellular component: outer dynein arm. The record is from RefSeq and is a predicted model, not a curated record. Gene Ontology annotation, biological process: cilium movement; outer dynein arm assembly. Lineage: Eukaryota; Euglenozoa; Kinetoplastea; Trypanosomatida; Trypanosomatidae. The coding region runs from base 1 to 2022 and encodes 673 amino acids. Gene Ontology annotation, molecular function: dynein light chain binding; dynein heavy chain binding.